AUGUCGAAUACGCAGGUCGGAAAUAUCUAUCAGCAGAUCAUUGCGGAUGUCGUCGAAAGCUCCAGAGUCGAUUUCGAGGAGGGUGGCGUUGAUGAACACGUUCUCGAGGAGUUAAGACAGGGAUGGCAACAAAAGCUGUCUCAACUUCAGGUCGCUACCUUCCCAUGGGACCCGAAGCCUGAACCACAACCCAUCGUCAAUCCUCCUACGGUCCCCUCAAAUGUUGGCAAUUAUCAGCCCAUGAGUGCCCCGCCCCAAAACUUUGUUCCUCAGCCUCCACAGAACAAUGCUCCUCGCAUCAAAACCGAGCCCGGUCUCGAAAGUCCGAUGACUCAGCAGCCAACCUUCCAGAAACCAGUCCUCACCAACCCUAAUGCCACCACCGCUCAACAACGGGCUGCCCAGCAUCUUCAAGCCAGUUAUGGGCAAAGGGCUGCCGCAUCUAUUAAUGCGAUUCAAGGCAAUGUUCCACAACCACCACAGAACGUCCAGCAAGCUGUGCACCAGCAACAACAACAGCAGCAACAGCAACAGCAACAGCAGCAACAACAGCAGCAGCAGCAACAGCAACAACAGCAGCAAGCAUUUAACCAACAGCAAAUGUCGCAGAUGCAACAGCAGCGUCCACAACCAAUGCAGCCCCAGAGACCCCAAAUGACCCAGGAGCAGUACAGACAUGCAAUGGCUCAGCAGGCCGCCCAGGCUCAACAGCGUCUUCACAGCCAGAAUGGCGUUAGCGGUGCGCAGACUGAUGGUGCUGGUGAUGAGAUUGAGGAAUCGUUUGGUGUGAUUAAGUGCGGUGAGGAGACCAUGGGACGCAUUCAAAUUGACAACAUGAUCCGGGAGAGGAUAAUGGCUAUGGGCCAAAGUAUGGAAGGUGGUGGACUGAUGCUGCCUUUGCAUCAAGCUACUAAUGCGCAGAAGCGCCGUCGCAAGGUUGUUAGGACAGAGGGUGCGGGCAAAGGACAGCAUGAUGGACCUGGUUCGGAUGACGAUGAUGACAAGGAUGGUGUGAAGGAUGAAUUGGAUGAGGAUGCAAUCAAUUCCGAUUUGGAUGACCCGGAUGACGGCUUGAACGAGGAAGAGGAUGAUGAUGAAGGCAUGGGACACAUCAUGCUCUGCAUGUAUGACAAAGUGCAGAGGGUCAAGAACAAGUGGUACUGCGUGAUGAAAGAUGGAGUUCUGACGGUCAACGGCAAGGAAUACGUUUUCCACAAAGCGACCGGAGAGUACGAGUGGUAA
Molecule: messenger RNA, 1242 nt
Organism: Amorphotheca resinae ATCC 22711
Lineage: Eukaryota; Fungi; Ascomycota; Leotiomycetes; Helotiales; Amorphothecaceae
Exons: 3
Coding region: 1-1242 (413 amino acids)
Biological process (GO): transcription by RNA polymerase II; transcription initiation at RNA polymerase II promoter
Cellular component (GO): transcription factor TFIIA complex
Source: RefSeq, a predicted model, not a curated record